AAUAUAAACCAUUUUUAUAACUAUUCUGAGACAGUUGUGAGCAGAGCUUUGGUGUAGUUUAUUUAUGAUUUAGCAACGAUCUUUGAGUUUGAUCGGACGAUGUUAGCUGAUGAUCCUGAUCUCGUCCGAUCAGAAACCGUUCCUAAAGGAACUAACUAAGCUUUGGUGAUGCCCCCAGGGACAAACAAAUUUUUCCCCCCAAGAAUCCAUCAACUUGGAGUUAGUGUUUACGCUUAUUAGUUUCAACUUGCAACCUCAUUUUUUGAUAUUGGAAGUUGGAAGUUGUAACCAAGGGACAUAACUCGUGUAAGCUUAUUGCACGAAAUCGCAUGCUUGGAAAUUGCAUUUUGAAGGACUUUUUUGAAACAAAAACGUUACGAAUUUAAAUUAAAAAUUGAAAUAAUGGUGGAUUUGGGUAAAUCGUGCUACCUGCUGGCUCAAGUGUUUCGACAAAUAAUACUGAUUAGAAAUUACAGUAAACGCUUUAAAAAGUGACUUCAGCAUUUCAUUCAUAAGUUAGGAUGUAUUACGGCUGUUACGCAUACAGUACCAAACUUUCACUCAUUUUGAAAAUUGUAAGGUCGAGAGAUGAGGUACCGUUACCUUUACUAACUUUUAGAAUGGUGCAGGUUGUAGGGUCUGAUAAUGACAUCUGUCUAGCCCUGUGUACACAUUGGCGUGCACGUAAAAGAUCUCUUAUUGGUAGUUGAAAUUCGAUAUAAGAGUGGGCCAUAGCACUGUUGUCAGGGCAAAAUUUCCCUCAUAGCACACUGUAUGGCGUAUGCCUGUCUUCAUUAUCCUGGUCAGGAACAGAACAGUAGGACGUUAAUUCUCAUUUUAUUUUCAAAUGUAGGGAUUCAAAUGUCAGUGGUGCAGGAUGGAAUUCCUGGCAAGGAACAGUAUAUAGUCGUUAGCAUGCACAUAAAAGAACCCUUGGCAGUUGGAAUUCGAUGUAAGAGUAAGCUGUAGCACCACUGUCUGGGCAAAAUUACACUCAUUGCACACUGCAUGGCACUUGGUCAACUUCAUUAACCUGGUAGGAGUAGAAAAGUAGAAUGUAAAACCCCUUUUAUUCAUUCCAGGUUUGCUUCUACGGCAAUGGAUACUGGUAAAGGCUACACAUUGUAUAAGACUACAGCUAUUAAUUCUGAUGAUAGGCAAGGUCCCAAACCGAAGAAGAGAAAAGUUUAUCGCAGUAAAUAUAACAAAGAUGGGUUGCCAGAGCACAAGAGAGAAACAAAAUGUCGAAUCUGCGGAAAGGAAUUUAAGACUAAUCCAAAACUUGCCCGACAUAUUGAAAUAACACAUGGGGAGCGAAAGUUCAAAUGUGAAAUCUGUGGCAAAGGUUCUCAAACUGCAGCAAAUUUGAAAAAACAUUAUCAAGUGCAUUCUGGUGAACGCCCCUAUAACUGCGAAAUUUGCGGACAGUGUUUUGCUUACAGUGGAAAUCUGAAUAAUCAUAUAAUAGACCAUUUAGCUGAUAAAAAGCCUGAUUUUUCUAAUCUAACUGAUUUUCAGUCAAAACAGAUUCACAUAAAUAAUAAUGAUAUGCCAAAAUCUUUCAGCCAACAUCUAUCAGAGGCACAGGAGAGGUUUGUUUCUGGGGCAAUGGAUACAGGUAAAGGCUACACAUUUUAUAAAAGCACUGCUGUUGGCUCUGAUGGACAAGGUCCCAAAAAGAGAAAAGUUUAUCGCAGUAAACAUAACAAAGAUGGGUUACAAGAGGAUCAGAGAGAAAGAAAAUGUCCAAUCUGCGGAAAGGAAUUUGCGACCAAUAAAAAACUUGCCAGCCAUAUUGAAAUAACACAUGAGGAGCGGAAGUUCAAAUGUGAGACUUGCGGCAAAUUUUUUCAAACUGCAGGAAAUUUGAAAAAACAUGAUCUAGUGCAUUCUGGUGAACGCCCUUAUUACUGCGAAAUUUGCGGACGAUCUUUCACUCAGAGUGGAAACCUAAAUAAUCAUAUAAAAGGACAUUUAACGGAUAAAAAGCCUGAUUUAGCUACUUUAUCUAAUCCAAGUGAUUUAAAUGUAGUUCGACCUAAACAGAUUCACAUGACCGAACCAUGUCAAGUAACUUGUCAAGCAACGGGUGAAAAGAAAACCGGUUCUUUACAUUUAGUUUAUAAAUUUAUUUAAAGCAGAAUUUUUACUUGUCAAACAUGGAUUAUGUAAGAUAUACAUGUAGAUAAAGAACUGAUAGAUAAAGAACUGACAGUUUUCUCUGUAAUAGGUCAUAAAUGGGUAAUGAAAAGGGAAUAUGUUGAAAAUUUCAGUCAUAUCACUUCACUCUGAGCAGAGUUAUUGUCAAUUGCAGAACAGAAUAAUCAUGAUUGUCAUUGCUACUGUUGUUACGAUAAUAAACAAAAUCUUGAUUAUCCAUUUUUAAAUUAAAUCAUUGAUUGCAAAUCCUGUUUAAAUCUGUUGAAAUUCUGGAGCAUCUAAUGGCAUCGAGAGUUGAUUAUAUGUAUGUGCUUGGUAUGUGAAUGGAUGCCUAAUUAAUAAUUUAUAUAACAUUGAAGGCGUAAAGAGAGACCUGCAAUAAGCAGAUUUACAUGUACAUGUAGCUUUUGAAUCAUACCUCUUUAAAUUUGAACAAUCUAUAUAAUAUGUGCAAUUUUUAUACGCCCCAUAUUGAUUUUGGAUUAUGGUUGUAUAAUGUUAUCACCUGUGUCCUUUGGUCCAUCCAACUUUUUUUUGUUAAUGCUCUACACACAGUUCUACAUGAUAGUUCAUUAUGUUAUCCUUCUGUUCACUUUUUGAUGGUUAAAUCUUGUGAUACAGGAUACAGACUAAAGUUCUCCAUACUAAGUGAGAUUGUCCUGCAUUUCCCAGAGAUUGACAUUUUUACUUUUAAAGUUUAAUACAAAGAGUAUAACCAGUAAUAGAACUUUAAAUGUUGAUCCCUGGGAUAUGUUAACAACUACUUUAGAAUUAGCACAGACACCUUUGCCACCAGGUGAGGGGUAAAGCUCUGUCUAUAUUUCAAAUUCCAUAAAGUCAUUCCUCAGUUACAUCCAUAUAUUAAGCUACGGUUCUUUAUUUUUGUUUUGUAUUAAUUUAAUGUAUAUUUGUUUAGGAUAAUGAUUUUAUGAAGUUAUUUGACCGUAAAAUAUUAGUGGUUCAUAUAUUUGUAAUAAGAAAAGCACAAUACAAUGUAUAUAUUGAGAACGAUUAGAGAACACUUGUCGAAGCAUUUAUCUGUACUAACCAGUGAUUGUUUUUACAUAUAAAAUUGUAUUCUGCUUUUAUUGUUUUUAAUAGUUAAAUGAAAUACCACUCAAGGAUAAUUUCUAAAUGAAAUGCCAAUCAAGGAUUAUGUGCAAUUAUUUUUCUCAUGUUUCUUUUUCAGUCAUGAGCUUGUCCUGAUAUUCAUAUUAAUAAAACAGCAAAGGUUGUGCAUAGUUUUAUUUUUGGUGUACAUAAGAAAAUUAUGUUAGACAUUUAAUAUUCUACUUUAUAAUAAUUUUAUCUUUGGUGUAGUUAGUAAAAUACGUAUUGUUGUGCAAUUUCCUAUGGAGGCCAAACCAAUUUGAAUUUCUGUUUUUCAGGAACAUUUGUUAUACUUUCACUUUCUAUUUUUUCAGGGGAAAAACUAAUUUAAAAACACUUCUCAAAAGCUUUUAGUUUCAAAUAUUUAAUAUUUGAAAUUUUAACUAAACUUUGCACACAAGAAUUGAGUGGGUUACUUAGUGACCAAGUCCCUGAAGAAAUAAAAAUUAAACUGGUUUGGCUGGAGGAUUAAUAUGUUGUUAUUUUAUUGAUCAGGGUGGGUGGGUUGUCUAGUGGUUUAAUGUGUGCGCGUGAAACCGUAAGGUCUGUCACUGAGUCAAAUGGAGUAGUUUCUAUUCCACCAAGGAAUAGGGUCAUAUGUCCAACCUCGUGGGUUUCCUCCCACUACUAAAGAUCCCUAUUUGCAAGCGCUGGAAACAAAAAUCAAAAUGAUCAGAUUUUUGAUUUUGUUAUAUUUAUUUAUUUGAUUUAUAUAGUAUUUAUAUAAUAGAUGUACAUUACUAUUGUUUAUAUUGUACCAUUAUAUACACGUAUGUACAAUAUAUUACAUGUACUGUAUUUACAAUAUAUUACACAUACUGUUUAUAUUGUACGGUUAUAUACAUGUAUGUACAAUAUAUUACACGUAUAUAUUACAUGUACUGUUUAUAUUGUACCGUUAUAUACAUGUAUGUACAGUAUAUUACACGUAUAUAUUACAUGUACUGUUUAUAUUGUACCGUUAUAUACAUGUAUGUACAGUAUAUUACACGUAUGUACAAUAUAUUACACGUAUGUACAAUCAUGUACUGUUUAUACUGUACCCUUAUUAUGUACACUAUAUUACACGUAUUGAGUGAUUAAAUAUACAUACCAGUACUAAAAGUCAAA
This is a messenger RNA of Patella vulgata (common limpet), 4380 nucleotides long. Its product is annotated as zinc finger protein 93. NCBI's taxonomy places the organism in Eukaryota, Metazoa, Mollusca, Gastropoda, Patellidae. Gene Ontology annotation, molecular function: DNA-binding transcription factor activity; RNA polymerase II cis-regulatory region sequence-specific DNA binding. The transcript has 2 exons. Bases 1099 to 2136 code for a protein of 345 amino acids. Gene Ontology annotation, biological process: regulation of transcription by RNA polymerase II. The record is from RefSeq and is a predicted model, not a curated record.